AUGAGAAGGAUACGAGGUGGCCCAGGACCCGCCCGAUUACCCUCGGUACUGCUGCAUCUGCUACCGCUUCGUCUGGUACUUUUGCUAAUAGUAUUGGUAGUACUAACUGUGGGAGGAAUAGCAAAAUGUGAAUUGCCAGAAGAUGGACUGAACGAAGUAGACACACCAACCAGAACUGAGAAACGCAUUAUGGAUAUCCUGAACUCAGUUAGCGUUAGUCAUUCCAUUAAACGAGAAAGGAACCUACUGGACGACGUGAUAAACUAUAUACACUAUUUGAAGGUUCUCAGUUUAGUAGCCCCGCGUGAGAAUGUAGAGGCCCAGGGUUUCAUUAAUGUAGAUACUACUGGGAAGGGAGUCAAGGGGAAGGGAAGACUUCACAUUGUAUACUCUCCGCAGACAAAAAAUUACAAAAAUAAUUUAAACGAUGUGAGGAAGGAAAUUAAUAAGGUUUUAUUUACGUAA
This is a messenger RNA of Plasmodium knowlesi strain H, 465 nucleotides long. Its product is annotated as conserved Plasmodium protein, unknown function. NCBI's taxonomy places the organism in Eukaryota, Apicomplexa, Aconoidasida, Haemosporida, Plasmodiidae. The record is from RefSeq and is a predicted model, not a curated record. The coding region runs from base 1 to 465 and encodes 154 amino acids. The transcript has a single exon.